UGGAAUUAGCACGGGACGACACCUGGGCACAACUGACUAUCGAUUGCGGGGGAGUAUAAAACGAAGGGCAAUCGAUGCUGUAUUCUUCAGCAGCUCGACAUGGCUUCAAAUACCACCUUGGUAGGGUCCAUACCUGAAGUGAUUGACAGUGACAAGCAGAAAAAGUCAUUCCUUCAGCGUGUGUCGCCCUCGUCAUGCUCUGCAGAGAGACGUCUCUUACUCAAAAUUGACGCUUCUGUCCUCAUAUUUGCCUCGUUGGGAUACUUCAUCAAAAAUUUGGACCAAAGCAACGUGUCAAGUGCAUUCUUUGCCGGCAUGCGCGAAGACUUAUCUAUGUAUGGCAACCAACUUGUCCAUGUUACCUCUUGCUGGGCUGCUGGAUAUGUCGUCGGACAAGUCCCGUCAAACUUACUGCUCACAAGGGUCUCUCCUCGCUACGUUAUCCCUGUUCUUGAGCUCGCAUGGGGACUAGCUACCCUGGGAACUUUUGCAGUCAAAAACGUGAACCAGCUCUUUGCCAUCAGAUUUCUAGUCGGUCUGUUUGAGAGCGGAUUCUAUCCUGGUAUGCACUUCAUUCUCGGCUCAUGGUAUACUCCCCGUGAGCUGGCUAAGAGAGCAGUCGCUUUUGGCAUCGCCGGGACCCUUGGAACUGCGUCUUCAAGUUUUCUGCAAACUGCCACUUACAAGACCUUGAAUGGAGUAAAUGGGCUGGCUGGCUGGCGAUGGCUGAUGAUUGUAGAUGCCGCCAUUACGUUCCCCGUUGCUCUUCUCGGCUUUUUUUGCCUUCCGGAUCUCCCUUACAAUGCAAAACCUACCAUUCUUCUCAAUCAAGACGAUAUAGGUUUGGCACGAGCCAGAAUGAGAGCUAUAGGUCGUAAGGAAACUGAACCAUGGUCGCGAGAGAAGCUACGCCGCAUCUUCAGCUCUUGGUAUAUCUGGAUCUUGCCCAUUGAAUACGUUCUAUGGCUCAACGGCGCUAUUUCAUCACCUAUACAAUAUUGGCUUAAGAGCUUCAACACGACUCCUCCGCCGGUCCCAGGUAGGAGAUUCAGCGUCACCCAAAUCCAGCUACUACCGCUUCCUACAACCGCAAUUGCCAUUGUCUGCGCCUUUACUUUUGCUUGCCUAAGUGAUGGCCCCUUCAAGGGACGCAGAUAUCCGUUUGUCUAUUUUGGUGCCGUGAUACACCUCAUUUUAAACACUGUUUGGCUUUUAAUGCCGUUAUACAAAAACAUUCCUAGUCAUUUCGCCUACUUCUAUUUGACUGGACUCAGCUCAACCGCUGGCGCCCUGAUCCUGAACUGGAUCAAUGAAAUAACGGGGGGAGACACCGAGCUCAGAGCCCUCUGCGUAGCACUCGCGAAUGAUCUUGCCUAUGUGGUUCAAGCAAUUGCUCCCAACUUCGUCUGGAAAACCGCAGAUUUUCCUCGUGCACAAAAGGGUUAUCAUUAUUCUCUCGUUCUCCAGACCCUAUUGAUCCUUUGGACGAGUCUCAUACUAUUCCUUCUCCGGCGAGACCAAAGGAAGGCUGCUCGUCGUUUCCAACGGCCCAAUCUCGAGGCUGGCCUUGAUGCCUCAGACUCAGAUAUUUCAUUAACUGACAUAGGAUAUCCUGGAAGGGCGACAAUUAGGCCACAAUACCGUCCAGGGUGAAAAAGAAUUGUCAUGAUUAAGAGGCUUGUUUAAGAGGUAUUUUUUUCUUUUAAAGGUUAUGGCUCUGAAAACUUCAACGA
Desarmillaria tabescens is the source of this 1733-nucleotide messenger RNA. RefSeq names its product major facilitator superfamily domain-containing protein. NCBI's taxonomy places the organism in Eukaryota, Fungi, Basidiomycota, Agaricomycetes, Agaricales, Physalacriaceae. The record is from RefSeq and is a predicted model, not a curated record. The coding region runs from base 100 to 1653 and encodes 517 amino acids. Gene Ontology annotation, cellular component: membrane. Gene Ontology annotation, molecular function: transmembrane transporter activity. The transcript is spliced from 20 exons. Gene Ontology annotation, biological process: transmembrane transport.